UGUUGGCAUUUACGGCUUAUCCAUCAACAUUAUUAAUAUAGCUUUUUUUAAGUUUUGAUUUCUUAAUUUAUUGACAAAAGAAUUGCAUAAUGUUAUAAAGAACAAAACCAACCAUGAAUCUUCCUUUAUUUGAAAAUAUUUACUCAAAAGCUGGUCCUAUUUAUAUCAUCUUCGGAUCUUUAGUUGCACUUAUUCAUGCUUCAAAUUUUUCCAAUGAUGAAAAAAUCCUUUGCAAGCUGAAGAGCUACAUGAACAUUGAGACUUGUUUCAACAUAAAAAACCAAAAUGGCUUAGCUAAUUUAGCGGAAAGAAACGGACGCACUUUUGUAUCUGAAGGUACACUCUGUGAGACAAAUAUCAGCCCUGAAACCUUCAAAAUACAACAGUGCGUCAAAGGACAAUGGAUUAAAGUGCAAGACAAGAAAGCGUGGAUUGUGCACCGGUCAAAAAGAAAUUUCUGGGAUGGUUCUGAUUUUAACUUUAACAUUCCAUCGAACUUAUUACCAAACAGAAACCCGUCGGUCACUUGUCCAAGUAUACCUUUAAUUUACUACGCAGACAAGGGGGAAGUAUCGGUGGCAGUCUGGUGGAACCAGCCAAAUGUCUCUGACCCUGAUGGUGACACUGUCAGUGUUAGUUUAUCUCAGGGCAGCCAACCAGGUGUGAGGUUUGAAGAAGGUAGCUACACGAUUUCCUACAUGGCACAGGACAACAGAGGGGCAGCUGCCACAUGUAGCUUUGCUUUUAACGUUAUAGUCCGAAGAUGCCCGAACGAAAACACGUACAUUGAUAGAGGUUCCGCCUCGUGCCAGCCCUUUCAACGAAAUAUUUACGGAGCUCAAUGUGAAUAUCGCUGUGAUGUAGGAUACGAACUUACCGGAGCUACGAGAAUCCAAUGCGAAUCAAACAGUCAAUGGACUGCACCAAAACCAGUUUGUAGACCAAUUACUUGCCAAGCGCCACCUGUCGUUGAGCAUGGUCAGUUUACCUGCGGUUCUGGUGGUUACAGCUAUCUAUCUACCUGUUACCUGUCGUGUGAGGCUGGAUAUGCCAUUGAAAGGGACAGUUCUAUCAGGUGCCAGGUUAAUAAGCAAUGGACAUGUGCAGGAUUUUGCACAGUCAAGAGAUGCCCAUACUACCAGCCCAUUGAAAACGCUGCUGUCAGCUGUUCUCAUGACAACGCAUACGGGUCUGAGUGUAUAUCUGUGUGUAACCAAGGUUACCAGAUGGUCGGUGCUAAUUCUCAGACGUGCCAAGAAAACCAGACGUGGAGUGGAACGAAACCAGCCUGCAAUUCGAGAGAAUGCGGCAACCCACCAUUCGUUGCACACGGAAACUAUUCUUGUCCGUCUGGAUUAAGGUACAAAAACCUCUGCUCACUGAAUUGCAGUGCAGGAUUUUUACCGGUCACCCCAGCUACUAUCGUCUGCAAAAGUGAUCAGCAGUGGUCACAAGCUGGUUCAUGCGUAGAUAUUGAGGCACCUCAGUUUACAAAAGGCUGUACACGAGACUUUGAAGUUAUCGCCGCGGCUGUUCGUCAACGCAACUAUGUGAGAUUCACAUUGCCAGAAGCUGUGGAUAACUCUGGCGAAGGGGUUGUCAUCACAUCCAACCCUAUCUCCGGGUCUGAUUUCCCACUUGGAGCAAGUCGGGUUGUAGUUUCGGCAACAGACUCUACUGGAAACCAAGCCAACUGCUCCUUCUCUAUAACAGUUAAAUCUAUCUCGUGUGAUGCCCCGAAUGUGAACACAUCGGCAAAAAAUGUGAUCGUAUACGACUGCCCUGAUCAGUUUGUCUACGGAGCCUCGUGUUUUAUGCACUGCUCUAACGGUGACCAAAUUAUAGGGUCAAAUAGAAUGACGUGUGAUAAAACAAGAAACUCCACACAACUAGACUGGAAAAUAGAUGGCAAUUCUUUUCCAUUUUGCAAUCCACAAUCUUGCAGCAAAUUAAAUUCUCCCGACAACGGUGCUUUGGCUUGUAACACAUCGGACGGUGCAAGUGAAGUGUGCAUCGUAAUGUGCAAUAACCAAUACACGUAUCCCUACCAAGCACCUUUUAAGUUCAGCUGCAGUAAACGAACCGGGAUAUGGCUGCCAAAUAACACAGUGCAAAGUUGCGUCAAAAUAAGGAAACCAAUAGCUGUAACAACAGAACUGCAAUUUUACUACUACACUGGAAGCUGCAGUAAUGACAGUGCAACCAUUAAGGACAAGUUUCUUCAGGCUUUAGGAGUUUCUAUUUUUAGGGAUGCUUGUUCCGAAGAUUCACCUUGCUCUGUUGACACUGUGGAGUUGUCUUGUGGUGCAGUUGUUCGUAGAAAGAGAAGGGACACGAGUAACAUUACUUUUGAAUUUAAGAUUUCUGUAGUUAUCAAUAUUGGUGAGUACAAGGACUUGGGCGAUGAUGAAAAAACUUCCAAAUACUAUGACGAUAUUGUGAUGGGCAUCAAUGCGAAGAUUCAAACCAAAGCCGAUGCAGGUCUCCUAAAUGUACAAAGUAUCGGUACUUUUAACAAGAUUGAAUAUGGUCAAGUUGGACUUAAAUGUGAACCAGGGACUAAAAUGGCGCAGAGAGUAAUGGCAUGCGCGGGAUGUGGAGCGGGCUACAUGUUCAUUAACGAAACUGAAUCUUGCCAGGCGUGUCCUGUAGGGACAUACCAGGACCAGGACGUUGCUUUUUCAUGCACGCCUUGUCCUGAUGGUCAAACGACAAAGGACAAAGGCUCUACAGAUCUCACCCAGUGUUUGGAUACAGGCACCAAUAUAGUCUUAAUAUCUGCUGCAAUAUCAGCAGGUGCCUUUUGUGUCCUUAUCGGCCUAUUUCUGACAUUCUUUAUAUAUAAAAGAAUGCGGAAAAGGAGUAUAAAAACCUGAAUGAAAAUGAUAUCAAUUUGUACACUUACUUAUUUACGCAAGAAAUAAGUAAUUACAUUUAUUUAAAUAUUAAGUUCAUAUAGCUAAUUUACUUCUUUACCAUCUGUGCUAAUUCUUCUUUUAACCAACUACUACAAUUUUAAAAUAAAAAUAUUGCCAAAGAACUUA
Molecule: messenger RNA, 3044 nt
Organism: Physella acuta
Lineage: Eukaryota; Metazoa; Mollusca; Gastropoda; Physidae
Product: sushi, von Willebrand factor type A, EGF and pentraxin domain-containing protein 1
Source: RefSeq, a predicted model, not a curated record